This is a messenger RNA of Ananas comosus (pineapple), 1310 nucleotides long. RefSeq names its product rust resistance kinase Lr10-like. The record is from RefSeq and is a predicted model, not a curated record. Gene Ontology annotation, molecular function: ATP binding; protein kinase activity. Gene Ontology annotation, biological process: protein phosphorylation. Lineage: Eukaryota; Viridiplantae; Streptophyta; Magnoliopsida; Poales; Bromeliaceae. Bases 74 to 1309 code for a protein of 411 amino acids. The transcript is spliced from 2 exons.
UUUUGUCAACAACAAAGGGCGUCUCUCCAUUCCAUACUCCUUAUUUAAAAGUGAGGACUAUUUCUUACACUGUAUGCACGAUAUCUUCUUCAGCAAUCACUACUUUCGCUAUGCAGUCGUCGUGGUUGUUGUAAUAGAGUUUGUGCAGCUUUUACUAGCAUUCUGGAUAUUAGGGAGGUUCGUUUUUGCACCAAUUUCGCUUCUAAUUCUAAUGGCUUAUAAGUUAUGGAGCAGUCAUGUGUCCAUCGAUAUUAUAGAAAAGUUUCUCCAAGACCAACAAAUGCUCUCACCUACGAGAUAUUCCUACACUGAUAUCAUUGCGAUUACGGGCCACUUUAGAGAGAAGUUGGGACAAGGAGGAUUUGGGUCGGUCUUUAGAGGUACACUCUUAAGUGGGCAACAUGUUGCCAUCAAGAUGCUUGGAAAUUCUCAAUUCAACGGAGAAGACUUCAUCAAUGAGGUCUCAACAAUUGGUAGGAUUCACCAUGUAAAUAUAGUGCGGCUUGCUGGUUUUUGCUCAGAAGGAUCAAAGAGGGCUCUUGUUUACGAGUACAUGCCUAAUGGAUCAUUAGACAAGUAUAUCUUCUCGGCAAAAGGAACUAGUAGUAGACCCUUUUCCUGGGAUAAGCUCAAUGAAAUAGCACUUGGGGUGGCUCGGGGUAUCGACUACUUGCAUCGAGGAUGCGACAUGCAAAUUUUACAUUUCGACAUCAAACCGCAUAAUAUUCUUCUCGACCGCCAUUUCAACCCAAAAGUUUCAGAUUUCGGACUCGCAAGGUUGUUUCCAAAGGAUUAUAGUCUUGUUUCUCUUAGUGCAGCAAGAGGAACCAUUGGAUAUAUUGCUCCGGAAUUGGUAUCGAGGAACUUUGGAAUUGUAUCUGACAAAUCUGACGUCUUUAGUUUUGGAAUGCUAUUACUAGAGAUGGCGGGAGGUCGAAGGAAUGUGGACCGAUCGAUAGAAAAUACAAGCCAAGUUUACUAUCCUUCUUGGAUCUACGACCAACUUACACAGAACGAUGGGAUCAUUGAAAUAAAUAACAAUAUUGAGAUUCAUGAAGUAGAAAGCAAGCUAUGUAAAGUGGGGUUAUGGUGCAUUCAGAUGAAAUCGUCAAAUCGCCCUUCUAUGGAUAAAGUUAUAGAGAUGUUGGAAGGGGAUACGGAUAACUUGCAAAUGCCGCCAAGGCCCUUUUUUUCAUCCUCGCAGCCAAUCUCUGCAAGGCAAUCUUCCAUUCAAUCUUCUAUUCAAUCCACUUCAAUAGAAUUAUCGAUCAUUUCCGAACAGAACGAUUAUUCAUCUUCAGACAAAUAAU